Rhopalosiphum maidis (corn leaf aphid) is the source of this 709-nucleotide messenger RNA. RefSeq lists its product as uncharacterized. NCBI's taxonomy places the organism in Eukaryota, Metazoa, Arthropoda, Insecta, Hemiptera, Aphididae. The record is from RefSeq and is a predicted model, not a curated record. Bases 106 to 534 code for a protein of 142 amino acids. The transcript has 5 exons.
UUGGAAAACUCAAGCAUUUCUCACGGUCAAUAUCAAUUAAUAACUGAAAUAAUUUCAGCUGCUAAAGUUAAAAAUACAAUAAAUAGAAAAUAUAAUGAAAAUUGGAUGCUUUUAUCCUUGUUGUUUCAAAUAAGAUCUCCAAGUGGCUAUACAUUUCUACGAGAGCAAAAUAUUUUACUACUUCCAUGUGUAGAUACCUUGAAAAGACACUUAAUGGCUGUUAAGAUUGGAUAUAGCUUCGAUGAAAAGUUUUUCAAAAUACUGAAAAAAAAGUUUAUGAAAAGUUUAAGCGUCAAUUCAAAAAAUUUGACAUACUUGGGAUUAAAUUAUUUGGGGUACGAUGUUGAUAAUAAGGCUGAAUUGGCAAAUCAUGCUUUGAUGUUGAUGAUACAAAGCUUAGCUGAAAGUCUACACCAGCCUAUUGCCGUAUUUGCAUCUAAAGGACCUAUAAAAGCAAUACUAUUAUCAGAAAAUGCAGGAGUUGAAGUCAUUGGAAAGCGAUGGUGCAUCGACAAAUCGAACAAUGUGGGCUAGUUUGGGUAUUAGUGGAAAAUUAGACCAACUUCAAAAUUAUUUCCAAAAUCCAGCUGACAGUAGUAGAAAAGAAGAUUCAUACUAAAAAAGCUUCAAUUAAAAGGACAAUAUAUAAUACGGUUUUUGAACACGAUUCUAAAUCAUAUUUAAAUAUAUGUCCAAAAUUAACCAAAAG